Monopterus albus (swamp eel) is the source of this 801-nucleotide messenger RNA. RefSeq names its product CXXC motif containing zinc binding protein (gene czib). The coding region runs from base 87 to 569 and encodes 160 amino acids. The record is from RefSeq and is a predicted model, not a curated record. Lineage: Eukaryota; Metazoa; Chordata; Actinopteri; Synbranchiformes; Synbranchidae. Gene Ontology annotation, molecular function: zinc ion binding. The transcript is spliced from 8 exons.
ACGCCCAUUUCAUCAUACUAUUCAUUCGUUCAAACUUACGAGGUGUCAAUGAACGUUGCACGUGAUGUCACAGGAAAGGCUUCAAGAUGGGGAAGUUUGGGCUCCAGUUUAAAGCCACUCUGGAGAAUGUCACAAAUGUGAGGCCACUGGGCGACGAUUUCCGCUGGUUUCUGAAGCUGAAGUGUGGGAACUGUGGUGAGGUCCCAGAUAAAUGGCAGUAUGUAACCCUAGUGGAGAGUGUACCACUAAAAGGAGGACGAGGCAGUGCCAGCAUGGUGCAGAAGUGUAAACUUUGCGCCCGGGAAAAUUCAAUUGAUAUCCUGGGAGACACAAUUACACCUUAUAAUGCGGAGGACAGCGAAAGCUUCAAGACAAUGGUGCAGUUUGAGUGUCGAGGUCUGGAGCCCAUUGAUUUCCAACCACAAGCUGGUUUUGCUGUACAAGGAGCAGAGUCUGGGACACAAUUUCCUGAAGUCAACCUGCAAGAAAAAGACUGGACAGACUACGAUGAGAAAGUUCGCGAGUCUGUGGGAAUAUAUGAGGUCACACACCGGUUCAUUAAGUGCUGAUGUCCUGUCCUCAGAGAUGGACGCCAGAACACUAGAGCCAGACAUCUUCAGGCCUAUUUCCUGGUAACAAGGACACUUCUGAUUCUGACCUGGUUCGGUUUGUUUGAUGAUGAACGUUAAGAGGUGCAGACUGACAGAACUGGUUGUCCAUACAUGUGGCUUAGAUUUAUCGAAAUGCUAAGCAGACAAAACCUUUUUCAUUGCCUCAAUAAAAUUGAAGUGUGAAAAAUUA